AUCCCUCCUCUUUUCAUAAUCCAGACCCGGCCAUGACGACCAGGUUCUUAGCGAUCGUCUUCGGCCUGGCCGUGCUGCUGCUCCGCGCCUCCGGUGAGCAAUGCGGGCGGCAGGCCGGUGGAGCUGCGUGCCCCGCCGGGCUCUGCUGCAGCAAAUUUGGCUGGUGCGGCGACACGCAGGAGUACUGCGGCCCCGAUAAUUGCCAGAGCCAAUGCCCCAGUACCCCUAGCGGCGGCAUCAUCAGCGCCUCCCUGUUCGACCAGAUGCUGAAGCAUCGCAACGACGCUGCCUGCCCAGGCAGAGGGUUCUACACCUACGACGCCUUCGUGACCGCCGCCAACUCCUUCCCCGGAUUCGGAACGACCGGCGACGCCGCCACCCGGAACCGGGAGGUCGCUGCCUUCCUGGCUCAGACUUCUCACGAGACAACUGGUGGCUGGCCUAGCGCACCGGACGGCCCUUAUGCAUGGGGCUACUGCUUCGUCCGAGAACGAGACCCUCCUUCCGACUACUGCUCCGCCGACGCGCAAUGGCCGUGCGCCGCCGGACAGAGUUACUACGGCCGCGGCCCGAUUCAACUCUCCCACAAUUACAAUUACGGCCCAGCUGGGAGAGCCAUCGGUUCGAACCUCCUGAGUAACCCGGACUUGGUCGCCACGGACCGAGUUAUCUCCUUCAAAACGGCCAUUUGGUUCUGGAUGACCGCGCAGGGGAACAAACCCUCGUCCCACGACGUGAUCACCGGACGAUGGACGCCCUCCGAUGCCGAUCGAGCGGCUGGAAGACUUCCAGGGUACGGCGUCAUCACCAACAUCAUCAACGGAGGGAUCGAGUGCGGACAAGGUCCGAACGAUCAGGUCGCAAACCGGAUUGGAUUCUACAAGAGAUACUGUGACUUGCUGGGGUUGAACUAUGGCAAUAAUUUGGACUGCUACAACCAAAGGCCGUUUAACGCUUAGUUUAAUACGAAAUGAUGAUAUAUCGUAAUGAAUAAAUCGGUUGCUUCGAUAUAUAUGAUGUAAUGGCACUAGCUAGCGCUAAUGUUACAAUAAAGAUUAAUAAAGUUAACGGAGAAGUUUGGAAA
Molecule: messenger RNA, 1084 nt
Organism: Zingiber officinale
Lineage: Eukaryota; Viridiplantae; Streptophyta; Magnoliopsida; Zingiberales; Zingiberaceae
Product: endochitinase-like
Exons: 3
Coding region: 33-959 (308 amino acids)
Biological process (GO): chitin catabolic process; defense response to fungus; cell wall macromolecule catabolic process
Molecular function (GO): chitin binding; chitinase activity
Source: RefSeq, a predicted model, not a curated record